Rhagoletis pomonella (apple maggot) is the source of this 1784-nucleotide messenger RNA. RefSeq names its product TATA box-binding protein-like 2. The annotation marks the transcript as partial. Gene Ontology annotation, molecular function: general transcription initiation factor activity; DNA binding. Lineage: Eukaryota; Metazoa; Arthropoda; Insecta; Diptera; Tephritidae. The transcript has 3 exons. Gene Ontology annotation, biological process: DNA-templated transcription initiation. The record is from RefSeq and is a predicted model, not a curated record.
UCAACAAUUGUUGCCACAAAAGCUACUGGCAACCGAACUACUCACGUACUCAUAAAUCGCUCCAAUAACACUAUAAUCGCUGGUAACACUACACAACGCCUGCAGCAUGCUAAAAUUUUGAAUAAACCACCGACAAAUAUUGCAGCGACCGCCGUUAUCGCUAAUAAGUCUCAAAUUAAUCAUAAUUCUCAUUCUCCUGCCAUACAAGCUGUGAAGCUGCAACAACAACCACUGCGCCAAAACAUUUCGGCCUUGCAACAAAUUAGGCAACAAACGCAACAGCAGCAGCAAAAACAACAACAACAACAAAAGAUACAACUAGUUAAGCCCAUCGUUCACAGUAGCAAUGCGGUGACAGUGACGGCCACGAAAACAACAACAGUAGCCAACAUGGCUGCGACUUCACGCAAUCUAUCGACUGUUACGCAAGUUAACGGUGUUCCCAAUUUAGUUCCUAACAGCAACAGCAUCACCAACAACAAGAGUGGAACUAUGACAACUUCCACAUCGGCAACUUUAUCGGUGAAAACGUUACCGACUGCAGCUGUAUUCCCGCAAAAGCAGCAACAGUUGCAGUUGCAGGCCCAACAACAAAUGCAUCAACAACAUAGCCAAAACCAAAUUCAACAACGUCAAUCUCAGCAGCAGGGACAAUCUGAGGAACAUAAACACGUAAUUGCCCACUCUCGUACUAUACCCGCCACAUCUCUGCCUGCGACAACAGUUGCUGCCACACCCGAUGGUACUGCCAUCACGGAAGCUGCUGAGCCUGAGGUUGAACCGGAGAUUGACAUUGUCAUCAACAACGUGGUUUGCUCGUUCAGUGUGCGAUGUCAUUUGAAUCUGCGUGAUAUUGCUCUCAAGGGUCUCAAUGUGGAGUAUCGUCGCGAGAACGGUAUGGUGACAAUGAAGCUGCGAAGACCUUAUACGACUGCGUCCAUCUGGUCAUCAGGUCGAAUCACCUGUACAGGUGCCACAUCUGAAGAACAGGCGAAAAUUGCAGCACGCCGUUAUGCACGCGUCCUUGAAAAACUUGGGUUCCGUGCCCGUUUUCACAAUUUCCGAGUAGUGAACGUACUGGGCACAUGCAGCAUGCCGUGGGCCAUUAAAAUUUUAAACUUCUCUGAAAGGUACAAGAAAGAGGCGAGUUACGAGCCCGAAUUGCAUCCAGGUGUUACAUAUAAAUUGCGCUUUCCAAAGGCUACUUUGAAAAUUUUCUCCACCGGCAGUAUUACUGUGACGGCUGCUAGUGUUGCUAAUGUGCAGGCUGCUAUUGAACAUAUCUUCCCACUGGUCUACGAGUUUCGCAAAAAACGCUCACCCGAAGAGUUGGAACAGUUGCGUAUUAAGCAACAACAGGCGGCUUUGGUUGAUACUACUGAAUUGGAGGAGGUGCUAGAUAGCGAUAUUGUCGUUGAAACUACCCAAAGUGUGCCAACAUUACAGCGCAGGCGUUCAUGCAAUAACGUAAUCAAUAAUUUUAAGCAAAAGCGUAGAAGACUGGGCAGUGAUGCCGAAGAUGGAACGUUAGCAGCAGCUGCUGAAGAAGUUGACGAUCCUGAGGCAAAAGAAAACGAUGAUAAUAUUGUUAUGUACGAUCCGGACGAUUUAAUUGAAGGACCUGAUGAUGAGGAAGUAUAAAUGCGAUAUGUGAUGUGUGUUUCUCUCGUUGGUAGAGGGGAGUGUUAAAAAGCAUUCAUGCUGUUUGAUUAUGUAUUAUGGUUUCAACAAAAUUUCUAUACAUAAUGUAAUGUUUUAUCUACGAGAAGAAAAUGACUUUACUA